This is a messenger RNA of Ananas comosus (pineapple), 3347 nucleotides long. Its product is annotated as probable alpha,alpha-trehalose-phosphate synthase [UDP-forming] 9. The coding region runs from base 333 to 2915 and encodes 860 amino acids. NCBI's taxonomy places the organism in Eukaryota, Viridiplantae, Streptophyta, Magnoliopsida, Poales, Bromeliaceae. The record is from RefSeq and is a predicted model, not a curated record. Gene Ontology annotation, molecular function: catalytic activity. Gene Ontology annotation, cellular component: cytosol. The transcript has 3 exons. Gene Ontology annotation, biological process: trehalose biosynthetic process.
CCGCCGUGUUUAUCCCCUCUCUUCAAUCUUCAUCUCAUCGUCUUCUUUAGUAGGGGGGGAGCAUUUGGAAUAAGCUAUUCCGCUUUAUUAUCCCCCGAAUAAAUUCCUUUUAUUCUCCUGUUCUUAUUAUUCAAUCUCAGUAAUAAGAGAGAGAGAGAGAGAGAGAGAGAGAGAGAGAGAGAGAGAGUAGGGACGUGGUUUCGUGGCCUAUAUGAACGCGGCUUUCUCCUUCCUCCUCCGACUCUGCAACACCCAUCGAUAACCCUAACCCUAGCCCGAGGUUCGGGGAGGAGGAGAUAAGAGGAGGAGGAGGAGGAGGGGGGGUGGGGGAGAUGCCCUCGCUCUCGUGCGCGAACCUCCUCGACCUCGUCGCAGCGGCCGACGCCGAGCUCGCGUCCCCCGGGCGCGGCCCCGCGCGGCUCCCGCGCGUGAUGACCCUCCCCGGCGUGAUCGCCGCGGAGGCCGAGGCGGAGGCGGAGGCGGAGGCGCCGCAGUCGCCGGCGCCGGGGCCGGCGCGGCGCAUCGUGGUGGCGCACCGGCUCCCGCUGCGGUGCGCCCCCGACCCCUCGGCGGGGCCGAUCGGGUUCGCCUUCUCCCUCGACCCCGACGCGCUGGCGCUGCAGCUCCGCUCGGGGCUCCCGCACCCCGUCGUCCACGUCGGGGCCCUCCCCGCGGCGGCGGCGGCGGCGGCGGCCUCGGCCGGCGGCGGCGAGGUGGAGGAGCUGGCGCAGAUGCUCCUGGCGCGGUUCUCGUGCGUGCCCGUGCUCCUCCCCCCGGAGCUCCACCACCGCUUCUACCACGGGUUCUGCAAGCACUACCUGUGGCCGGUUCUGCACUACCUGCUGCCGCUGACCCCUUCGUCCCUGGGGGGCCUCCCCUUCGACCGCGCCCUCUACCGCUCCUUCCUCUCGGCGAACAAGCUGUUCGCGGACCGCGUGACGGAGGUGCUGAACCCGGACGACGACUACGUGUGGAUCCACGACUACCACCUCCUGGCCCUCCCGACCUUCCUCCGCAAGCGGUCCCCGCGCGUGAAGCUAGGGUUCUUCCUCCACUCCCCCUUCCCCUCCUCCGAGAUCUUCCGCACCAUCCCCGUCCGCGACGACCUCCUCCGCGCGCUGCUCAACGCCGACCUCGUCGGCUUCCACACCUUCGACUACGCCCGCCAUUUCCUCUCCUGCUGCAGCCGCAUGCUCGGCCUCACCUACGAGUCCAAGCGGGGCUACCUCGGCAUCGAGUACUACGGCCGCACCGUCACCGUCAAGAUCCUCCCCGUCGGCGUCGACAUGGCCCAGCUCCGCUCCGUCGUCGCCGCGCCCGAGACCCUCGCCAGGCUCCGCGACCUCUCCCUCGCCUUCAAGGACCGCGUCCUCCUCCUCGGGGUCGACGACGUCGACCUCUUCAAGGGCAUCGGCCUCAAGUUCCUCGCCAUGGAGCAGCUCCUCGAGGAGCGCCCCGAGCUCCGCGGCCGCGCCGUGCUCGUCCAGAUCGCCAACCCGGCGCGCAGCCACGGGCGCGACGUCGAGGGGGUGGUCGACGAGGCCCGCUCCAUCACCCGCCGCAUCAACGCCCGCUUCGGCCGCCCCGGCUACGACCCCAUCGUCCUCGUCGACCGCCCCGUGUCGACCUUCGAGAAGGCCGCCUACUACGCCGCCGCCGAGUGCGUCGUCGUCAACGCCGUCCGCGACGGCCUCAACCGCAUCCCCUACAUCUACACCGUCUGCCGCGAGCUGCUCGCCCCCGCCCGCCGGAGCGUGAUCGUCGUCUCGGAGUUCAUCGGCUGCUCGCCCUCGCUCAGCGGCGCCGUCCGGGUCAACCCCUGGAACGUCGACGCCGUCGCCGAGGCCAUGAACUCCGCCGUCGCCAUGCCCGACCCCGAGAAGCAGCUGCGCCACGAGAAGCACUACAAGUACGUGAGCUCCCACGGCGUCGACUACUGGGCGCGCUCCUUCGACCUCGACCUGCAGCGCGCCUGCCGCGACCACUUCCUCCGCCGCUGCUGGGGGAUCGGCUUCGGCAUGAGCUUCCGCGUCGUCGCCCUCGGCCCCAACUUCCGCAAGCUCUCCGUCGAGCACAUCGUUGCCGCCUACCGCAGGACCGCCAGCAGGCUCGUAUUGCUCGACUACGACGGCACCAUGACGCCGCACAGCUCCAUCAACAAGACGCCGAGCGCCGAGGUCAUCGCCGUCCUCAACGCCCUCUGCGCCGAUCCCAAGAACGUGGUUUUCGUCGUCAGCGGGCGCGCCAAGGAUGAGCUGAGCAAGUGGUUCCAGCCGUGCGAGAGAUUGGGGAUUUCCGCCGAGCACGGCUACUUCACCAGGUGGAGCCGCGACUCUCCGUGGGAGUCGUGCAACUUGACGGUGGACUUCGAUUGGAAAAAGAUCGCCGAACCCGUAAUGCGCCUUUACACAGAGGCGACUGACGGAUCCUACAUUGAGCGCAAGGAGAGCGCGUUGGUGUGGCAUCAUCAGGAGGCCGACCCGGAUUUCGGAUCGUGCCAGGGGAAAGAACUCCUCGAUCACUUGAAGAGCGUCCUCGCAAACGAGCCCGUCGUCGUGAAAAGGGGCCACCAUAUUGUAGAAGUUAACCCUCAGGGAAUAAGCAAAGGAGUUGUGGUGGAAAAUCUCAUUUCGACCAUGGUGAGCAGAGGGAAAUCACCCGAUUUCAUAUUAUGCGUCGGGGACGACCGAUCUGACGAAGACAUGUUCGAGAGCAUCAUAAAUUCCACGAAUAACCCUUCGUUGCCAGCGAUCGCAGACGUCUUCGCUUGCACCGUCGGCAACAAACCGAGCAUGGCGAAGUAUUAUCUCGACGAUACCGUCGAUGUUGUGAAAAUGCUUCAAGGUCUAGCCAAUGCAUCGGCCCAGCUACCUAGACCGUCGGAGCGGCAGGUCUCGUUCGAAGGUUUGGUUUAAACUUCAAAUGAAAAAAAAAAAAUUACACGCGCUUUCGCCUACUUCGAUACGAGAAUGACAAGUUUGGUUGGAAAUUAAUGACCGAUAUAAACUCGAACCAGCUAUGCUAACCGGAAAAAAAAAAAAAAAAAGAUCAAAAAGGUGGUGGUGAAAAAGAAAUAAAAGGUUCAAAAUAUACCAAAUUUUAUCCUUCUUUUCGCUGUGUACAUAUAUAAGAAAAACUCUUCUUUGUUCAUGUAGAUGACUAUGACGACGACAACAGUUUAUAUGAUUUCAUCCAUUUGUUUUCAUAAUUUUCUCCUGUAUAAUGUCGAAUUCUUUCUCGUUGCAUAAUUCUUAUAGCAUGGGUUGUGAUAGAUGCGUCGAUUUCCGAUUAUUCAAUAAUGAAAUCUCCGCUCGUCGAAUCGAUUCGGGGAACUUUCCUUUUCUUUA